Aspergillus bombycis is the source of this 1134-nucleotide messenger RNA. RefSeq lists its product as uncharacterized. The record is from RefSeq and is a predicted model, not a curated record. The transcript has a single exon. Lineage: Eukaryota; Fungi; Ascomycota; Eurotiomycetes; Eurotiales; Aspergillaceae. The coding region runs from base 1 to 1134 and encodes 377 amino acids.
AUGGCUACUACAACUUAUUCCAAAUUCAACAAGAAGACCGAAGCCCUCGAGGUCGCAGAGGCAUUUGCUUCUAGGAUCCGUGGCAAGACUAUUAUAGUGACAGGUGUCAAUCGCGGUGGGAUCGGGUUCUCGACGGCCCAAGCGUUCGUAAGUUACCACGCCUGUGUGUCAUACACGUCGCCCAUAUUGACUGACCAGGCCUCUCAAUCGCCCUCCCUUCUCAUUAUCACCGGUCGCAACCCCAGCAAAAUCCAGGACUCUAUCAGCGCCCUCAGAGCUGAGUUCCCUGCUGUGAACUAUCGUGGCCUCUGCGUGGACCUCUCCAAUCAGCAAUCGGUUCGGAAUGCAGCUACCGAGGUCCUGAACUGGGCUGACGUGCCCAUGAUCAACAUUGUUGUCAACAGUGCCGGAAUAAUGGGCAUACAGGAACGCACAUUAAGCAAGGAUGGCAUCGAGCUGCACUUUGCAACCAACCACCUGGGACACUGGCUCCUCGCCUGUCUGAUCAUGCCAAAGCUGAUCAAAGCUGCCGAGAGCAACCCCAUUGGCGCCACACGGAUCGUCAACGUAAGCUCUGCUUCGCCUCAGGUGUCCGGUGUGCGUUGGAGUGACAUAAACUUCGACACAAAGAACAAAGACCUGCCAAAGGAAGAACAGCCUGACUAUCAGUGGUUCGCGAUGUGUGGAUGCCGGGACAUUGAAGAAGCCUCGUAUGUUCCUCUCGAUGGCUACAACCGUAGCAAGGUUGCAAAUGUGCUUUUCGGAAUCGCUGCAAACAAGCGGCUGUUCGAGAAGUACGGAAUCUUGACCCUGUCCUUACACCCGGGAGUCAUAGAGACUGAGCUGGGCCGGGACAUGUCGCCGGAAGAUCUGGAAGCAUUUGCUGACUUGAGAAAGAGCAUCUUCAAACCAAAGACGUUGGGCGCGGGAGCUUCUACUAGCUUGGUCGCCGCGUUGGACCCGAAGCUGGCUCACGGUGUCGGAAAAGAGAAAGACGGGAGUGAAAAUUGGGGAUCGUACCUGGAUAAUUGCCAGAUUAGUGGUAACGCUCACCCUCUUGCAGUGUCUAGUCAGGAGGCUGAGAAGCUCUGGGAUGUCUCUGAGCAAUUGGUCGGACAGACUUUCACAUGGUGA